AAGACUUAUCUCCUCUUCCUACUCAGUCUUUGGGUGUGAUAUUUGACUGGUGUGGUAGCUGUGUACAUCAUUUUUAAAACUUCUGUAUGUGUACUAGAGCUUUUGUCCUGGUAAUUUAAAGAUGUCAGGAAUCUUGGACACGACAGCCAGAUGUAAAAAUUAUGCUGCAUUUGGCUAUGUGGAGUGUGGUUCUUGCACUGGAAAGAAACAAAAAGCCAUCAAGUCUUGUCUGGUGUGCUUGGACUCCUACUGUCCAGCUCACUUUGAACUCCAUGAGGAACUGCACUCAGGACAGCACCACAAAAUAAUGAACGCCACAGGGUUUCUUCAGGACAAGAUCUGCUCUAGGCAUGACAAGCUGCUAGAGGUUUUCUGCUGCUUGGAUCAGCAGUGUAUCUGUCUCAUGUGUACGAUGGAUGAUCACAAAGGACAUAGAAUUGUGUCUGCUUCAGCAGAGAGAACAGAGAAACAGAGCCAGAUAGGUGAUCCAAAGAUGAAAUCACAGCAGAGGAUCCUGGACAGGAAAAGGGAGCUUGGGGAACUGCAGAAAGCUGUGGAGUCUCACAAGCAAUCUGCACAGGCAGCACUGGAAGAGAGUGAGAAGACCUUCACUGAGAUUAUUUGCUUCAUUGAGAAAAAACGCUCUGAGGUUCAGGACCUAAUUCGAGCUCAGGAGAAGAUUGCUGUAAGCCAAGCUGAAGGCCUCCUGAAGCAGCUAGAAGAGGAAAUUGCUGAGCUUCAGAGGCAAGAGGAAGAGCUGCAGCAGCUCUCUCUAACAGAGGAUCACAUUCACUUUCUGCAGCGUUAUGUGUUUCUCACUGCCACUCUUGGAUCUUCACAUUUACCCACCAUCACUGUUAGCUCUGUUCUCUCCUUUGUGGAAGUAGCAAAGUCUGUAAGUGAACUGAAAAAGCAUUUGGAAGAUUUUUGUAAAGUAGACAUGGAGAAGAUUGAAAACAGAGUGAAGCAAAUUCAAAUUCUUACACCCAUGACCAGAGAAGAGGUCCUGCAAUAUUACUGCGAGUUAACCAUGGAUCCCAACACAGCGUACAGACGCCUCAGCCUGUCCGAAAGCAACCGAGCAGUGUUCAACUAUGACCGGGACCUGCCUUACCCAGAUCAUCCGGAGAGGUUUGACUGGCCCCAAGUGUUGUGUGAGCAGCCGGUGUGUGGACGCUUUUACUGGGAGGUGGAAUGGAGUGGCAGAAAUGGUGUUAACAUUGCCGUCUCAUAUAAAAGCAUCCGCCGUAAGGGUGGCCACAAUGAAUGCUGGUUUGGCUGCAGUGAUCAGUCAUGGAGGCUGUACUGCUCACCGACUAGAUAUGCCUUUAGGCACCAUGGCAUGGAGACAUACAUCCCCAAAAUGAACAACUCCACCAGGAUUGGCGUGUACGUUGAUUACAAUGCUGGGACACUGUCCUUCUACAGCAUAGCUGGAAAAAUGAUUCUGCUCUACAAAGUUAAGUGUGAGUUCACAGAGCCUCUGUAUCCAGGCUUUACUGUGUGGCCAGGCUCCAAACUGACACUAUGUUGUCCUACAAAGGUCAAAUAGAUAUAGAUGAGAUUUUUGAGUUUUCUUAGUCCAGUUCAUGUUUCUGUUUUUUCUCAGGGUAAAAUGGGUCAUCCAGUUCUUCAGUAGCUUACAGCACUAAAUAAGCUGGACCUUGUAAGCUGACAUCGAUUGUAAAGUAAAAAUGUGGAGGUAUAUAGAAUGUGCUUACAAAGAUAUUCAACAAAAAUUGUAGAGAAGUUGGAGCAAAAGUACAUUAUUUUAUGAUAGCUGAGUGCUUUAUUGGCCAUUAUUGGCUUGAUAGUUACAAUUCUAGAAAAGUAUCAGUGCUGUUAUAUCUGUGACUGUGUCUGGAAGACUAUUUGUCCAGCGGACAAUCAGCAGCUGAACCACAGACAUCGAAGAGGAGACGAAUAUUCUGGCAUCAGAAGUGGAGCUGCUAAAAUAAAUGUAAUUAGAGUGGAAACCACAUACAAUGAGAGCUUGUGCCUGCCAGUGCUCAGCAAAGGAGGAGACGGUUUUCCCUCCUUCUCCUCAUCUUUUUUUUUUCUCCUCAUCUGGUGUCACCUAGCAGAUGAGUUCCCUUUUUCUGGGUGCUCUCAAGGUUUCUUCCUUAUGUCAUCUCAGGGAAUUUUUCCUUGCCUCUGUCACCUCUGGCUAAUUAGGGCUCUAAAUCUGCGUUCAGAUUCUGUAAAGCCACUUUGUGAUAAUGUCUAUUGUUAAAAGCACUAUAUAAAUAAAAUUUGCAGGAAUCAUA
This is a messenger RNA of Pangasianodon hypophthalmus (striped catfish), 2267 nucleotides long. Its product is annotated as tripartite motif-containing protein 16. Gene Ontology annotation, molecular function: zinc ion binding; protein binding. The coding region runs from base 122 to 1552 and encodes 476 amino acids. Lineage: Eukaryota; Metazoa; Chordata; Actinopteri; Siluriformes; Pangasiidae. The record is from RefSeq and is a predicted model, not a curated record. The transcript is spliced from 6 exons.